GAAGCGAGGCAGCUAUAAUCAACGCAGGGCUGUUUGACCUGAAGCUUUUUUCGUCUGGCUCGAAGAACGGACCUGUCUGCCGAAACGGGCCCAUGUCUGAAAACCCAGACAGACGCUCACAUUUUCACAGAAAGGAUACUACAAGCGAGUACGUCGGACGCGACAGAGCAGCAAGAUGGAGUGUGAGUGGAAGCCAGACGAGCAGGGGCUUCAGCAAAUACUACAGCUGCUGAAGGAGUCUCAGUCACCAGAUACGUCCACGCAGAGAUCCGUCCAGCAAAGACUCGAGCAGCUGAACCAGUAUCCGGACUUUAACAACUAUUUGAUAUUUGUUUUGACCAAAUUAAAAUCUGAAGACGAACCGACCCGUUCCCUGAGCGGACUGAUUCUGAAGAACAACGUCAAGGCUCACUACCAGAACUUCCCAAACGGAGUGUCUGAUUUCAUCAAGAGCGAAUGCCUCCAAAACAUCGGAGACUCCUCUCCCCUCAUUCGUGCCACAGUGGGGAUCCUCAUCACCACCAUCGCCUCCAAAGGAGAGCUGCAAAACUGGCCUGAGCUUCUGCCCAAACUCUGUCUGCUGCUGGAUUCUGAAGACUACAACACAUGUGAAGGAGCGUUCGGGGCGCUGCAGAAGAUCUGUGAGGACUCCGCCGAGAUCCUGGACAGCGACAUGCUGGAUCGUCCUCUUAACGUCAUGAUCCCCAAAUUCUUGCAGUUCUUCAAGCACAACAGCCCGAAAAUUAGGUCUCAUGCCAUCGCCUGUGUCAAUCAAUUCAUCAUCAGCAGGACUCAGGCCCUAAUGCUUCACAUUGACCCGUUCAUCGAGAACCUGUUUGCACUGGCGACCGAUGAGGAGCCCGAAGUGAGGAAGAAUGUUUGCAGAGCCCUCGUCAUGCUGCUGGAGGUUCGGCUGGAUCGUCUUCUGCCUCACAUGCACAACAUCGUAGAGUACAUGCUCCUGAGGACCCAGGACCCAGACGAGAAUGUCGCCCUGGAGGCCUGUGAGUUCUGGCUUACACUGGCCGAGCAGCCGGUGUGUAAAGAAGUGCUGUGCGGUCACCUCUCUCAGCUCAUUCCUGUACUUGUCAACGGGAUGAAGUACUCGGAGAUCGACAUCAUCUUGCUCAAGGGGGACAUCGAGGAAGACGAGGCCAUUCCAGACAACGAGCAGGACAUCAGACCGCGCUUCCACCGCUCCCGCACGGUCGCCCAGCAGCAUGAGGGCGACGGGAUCGAGGAAGAUGACGACGACGACGAUGAAAUGGACGACGACGACGACGACGACACGAUUUCUGAUUGGAACCUGCGAAAGUGCUCUGCAGCAGCGCUGGACGUGUUGGCCAAUGUGUUCAGGGACGAUCUGCUGCUGCACAUCCUCCCACUGCUCAAAGAGCUGCUUUUCCACCCUGACUGGGUUGUAAAGGAGUCUGGCAUCCUGGUGCUGGGCGCUAUAGCUGAAGGUUGCAUGCAAGGCAUGAUCCCCUACCUGCCUGAGCUCAUCCCACACCUCAUCCAGUGCUUGUCUGACAAAAAGGCACUGGUGCGAUCCAUCACCUGCUGGACACUGAGUCGCUACGCGCACUGGGUGGUCAGCCAGCCCCCAGAUAUUUACCUGAAGCCUCUAAUGACUGAGCUACUGAAGCGCAUACUGGACAGCAACAAACGUGUGCAGGAGGCCGCUUGCAGCGCCUUUGCCACGUUGGAGGAGGAGGCUUGCACAGAGCUGGUGCCCUACCUGGCGUUCAUCUUGGACACGCUGGUGUUUGCUUUCAGCAAGUACCAGCACAAAAACCUGCUCAUUCUCUACGACGCCAUCGGGACGCUCGCGGAUUCCGUGGGACACCACCUAAAUAAACCGGAAUACAUCCAGAUGUUGAUGCCACCACUGAUACAGAAAUGGAACCAGCUGAAAGAUGAAGACAAAGAUCUUUUUCCUUUGUUGGAAUGUUUAUCCUCGGUAGCCACAGCCCUUCAAAGCGGCUUUCUGCCCUACUGUGAGCCUGUUUACCAGCGAUGCGUCAACCUGGUCCAGAAGACGCUCGCUCAGGCCAUGCUUCACCAGUCACAACCUGACCAGUAUGAGGUACCGGACAAAGACUUCAUGAUUGUGGCUCUGGACCUACUGAGCGGACUGGCCGAGGGCCUGGGCGGCACCAUCGAGCAGCUGGUCGCUCGUAGCAACAUCCUCACUCUCAUGUAUCAGUGCAUGCAGGACAAAAUGCCUGAGGUGCGUCAGAGCUCUUUCGCUCUGCUUGGGGAUCUCACCAAGGCUUGCUUCCAGCACGUCAAACCCUGCAUCGGUGAUUUUAUGCCCAUACUGGGUACAAAUUUGAACCCAGAGUUAAUAUCUGUGUGCAACAAUGCAACCUGGGCAAUCGGAGAGAUUUCUAUACAAAUGGGGCCUGAAAUGCAGCCUUACAUUGCCAUGGUGCUGCACCAGCUGGUGGAGAUCAUUAACAGACCCAAUACUCCAAAGACUCUACUGGAAAACACAGCAAUAACAAUUGGUCGUCUUGGUUACGUUUGUCCUCAAGAGGUGGCACCCAUGCUACAGCAGUUUAUAAGACCCUGGUGCACCUCCCUGCGAAAUAUAAGAGACAAUGAGGAGAAAGACUCGGCAUUCAGAGGAAUUUGCACCAUGAUCAGUGUAAAUCCUGGAGGCGUGGUGCAGGACUUUAUAUUCUUCUGCGACGCAGUGGCCUCCUGGGUAAAUCCAAAGGACGAUCUCAGAGAAAUGUUCUACAAGAUCCUUCACGGGUUCAAGAACCAGGUGGGCGAAGACAACUGGAGGCGUUUCUCUGAUCAGUUCCCGCUUCCCUUGAAGGAACGACUGGCAACCUUUUAUGGGGUGUAAAGGCUUCCACAGCACUGUGCCUCAUCGCGGGGUCAUUCACCAUGGGAGACGAGACAAGGAACCAUCCCAGGGAACAUGUUACCCUCUGCAGGGGGGGUCAGGGGGUCGACCCCUCCCCGACCUGGAGGAAGGGGUGGGAGGGAGGUGGUAGUAGCUCCAGUUCUCAGUGCCCUUGAGCGCAAGCUGGGGAGGGGGAGACACUGGCAGUUCAACCUUAUCAUGGGAGGAUCAUUCAUUUAAUCACAUCUCAAUCACAAAUAAUAGAAAUGAUCACGUUUUUCUUCUACUUUUUUUUUUUUCCUCUCCCCCAUUUAUUCUGCAGACAUCUUGCUUCCAGGACUACCGAAGGGUAAUUUUAGUGGGGGGGGAAAAAACCAAUGAAUCUUUAAGGUAUUUGUUGAGGACAGAUUCUGAGAUUAAUGAAACCAAUCUUUGAGAUACUUUAUAUUAAAGCAGCUAAUGCUAGCAGAGCAUUUUGAAAUCGGGCGGGGGAUGAAGGGGAAAUGUACUUUCAGAGUGCUGCAUAUCAUCCAAAGUAAGUAAGUAAUGACUUACAGGUAACCUAUUAUUUCAACACUUUACGCAGGGCAGAGGCUCUUGACUUAAAAUCACCAGGGAGCACAAUUCAAGAGCAGCUUUUCUGGGAUUAGGUAGCAUGCUUAUAAUAUUGUGGAAAGCUGUCGAACAUUAGUGAUGUGUGUUGACGGCCAUCGUUGCCAUUCGAUAAGGUUCUUCUUUGAUCGUGUA
This is a messenger RNA of Poecilia latipinna (sailfin molly), 3604 nucleotides long. It is a transcript of the gene tnpo1, whose product is annotated as transportin 1. The coding region runs from base 176 to 2857 and encodes 893 amino acids. The record is from RefSeq and is a predicted model, not a curated record. Gene Ontology annotation, biological process: protein import into nucleus. The transcript has 25 exons. Lineage: Eukaryota; Metazoa; Chordata; Actinopteri; Cyprinodontiformes; Poeciliidae. Gene Ontology annotation, molecular function: small GTPase binding.